Messenger RNA from Manihot esculenta (cassava), 1916 nucleotides. Its product is annotated as histidinol dehydrogenase, chloroplastic. Gene Ontology annotation, cellular component: chloroplast stroma; cytoplasm. The record is from RefSeq and is a predicted model, not a curated record. Gene Ontology annotation, molecular function: metal ion binding; histidinol dehydrogenase activity; NAD binding. The transcript has 15 exons. Gene Ontology annotation, biological process: L-histidine biosynthetic process. The coding region runs from base 129 to 1598 and encodes 489 amino acids. Lineage: Eukaryota; Viridiplantae; Streptophyta; Magnoliopsida; Malpighiales; Euphorbiaceae.
GAACAUUAUAGGAAUGAUUUCCCCCCUUCCGUAUAUUAGGGUAAUAAAAAGUACUGAAAUAUAAAUGCUGCCGGCUUACUGACUGUUAUCGCGGCAGCUCAAUCCUUUCUCACCGAUCAGGUGUGGUGAUGGAUUCCCAGCUUCUGUGCUUUAACCGGAGCAACUUCUUAAUUAAGCCGUACUCGCCCAUUCAAUUUCAACUGGUUGGCGCUCCAUUGUUCACUCUUCGACCUUCUUAUCUUCAUUUUCGAGGAGGGUUAACUUUGAACAGGGUAAGGUGUGCCAUGAAGUCUUAUCAGUUAUCUGAACUCACUCGUACAGAAGUUGAGAGCCUGAAAGCUCGUCCACGAAUUGAUUUCUCUUCAAUUUUUAAUCUGGUGAACCCCAUUGUUGAUGAUGUACGCAGCAGAGGUGAUGCCGCUGUUAAAGAUUAUACUGAAAGAUUUGACAAAGUCAAGUUGGAGAAGCUCGUUGAUAAUGUAGCUGAGCUUCCUGAUCCAGAGCUUGAUGCAGCUGUUAGGGAAGCAUUUGAUGUGGCAUAUGACAACAUAUAUGCAUUUCACCUUGCUCAAAAAGGAGCAGAAAAAAGUGUUGAAAACAUGAAAGGUGUUAGAUGCAAACGGGUGGCAAGGAGCAUUUCUUCUGUAGGUCUCUAUGUUCCAGGGGGCACUGCAGUUUUACCUUCAACAGCUCUCAUGCUUUCAAUUCCUGCGCAAAUUGCUGGGUGUAAAACAAUUGUUCUUGCAACUCCUCCAAGUCAGGAUGGCAGCAUAUGCAAGGAGGUACUGUACUGUGCCAAGAAGGCUGGUGUCACUCACAUUCUUAAAGCUGGAGGAGCUCAGGCUAUAUCGGCCAUGGCUUGGGGGACAGAAUCAUGCCCUAAGGUUGAGAAGAUUUUUGGACCAGGAAAUCAGUAUGUCACAGCUGCCAAAAUGAUUCUCCAAAACAGUGAAGCAAUGAUCUCAAUUGACAUGCCAGCUGGACCUUCAGAAGUUUUAGUCAUUGCUGAUGAAUAUGCCAGUCCUGUUCAUAUAGCUUCAGAUUUACUUUCCCAGGCUGAGCAUGGACCUGAUAGCCAGGUAGUUCUUGUUGUUGUGGGGGAUGGUGUGGAUCUGAAAUCUAUUGAAGAAGAAAUCAGUAAGCAAUGUCAAAGCCUUCCAAGGGGAGAAUAUGCUUCGAAAGCACUGAGCCAUAGUUUCACUGUAUUUGCUCGUGAUAUGGUUGAGGCCAUCUCCUUUUCAAACUUAUAUGCACCUGAGCAUCUGAUUGUUAAUGUAGAAGAUGCAGAAAAAUGGGAGAGUUUUAUUGAGAAUGCAGGCUCUGUUUUCUUGGGCCAAUGGACGCCAGAAAGUGUUGGAGAUUAUGCAAGCGGGACAAACCAUGUCCUCCCGACAUAUGGGUAUGCAAGGAUGUACGGUGGAGUAUCCUUGGAUUCUUUCCUCAAAUACAUGACUGUACAAUCUUUGACAGAGGAAGGUCUGAGAAAUCUAGGUCCGUACGUGGCAACCAUGGCUGAAGUUGAAGGGCUGGAAGCCCACAAGAGGGCAGUAACUCUCAGACUCCAGUAUAUUGAAGCCAGGAGCAAGUUCAGAAUGUGAGGUAAUCUAAUAAGCCUGUAGUAAAUUCAGGAAAGCUACCGGACUUUCAACCAGAACUUGGGUGAUUUUUAUAUCACUGAUUUAGGGUGUAAUAUGUUUAUUCCCUGUGUUUGGUCAAUAGAUGGAACUACUGGAGGGUCAUCUAUUUCCUUAGGUUUUAAUUGAAAAGGUUGCAUGCCCUUUGUAUUUUGUAUUCCAAUUUCUCUGGGCUAAGGCAGAUUUCAGUUACUAGAACAGUGAAGCGAUGCCUUUUUCCAACUUUUGCAAGUGUGUGCUGUGGUUCCAUUAUAUUUUUAAUAAAUUCAGCCAUUUGUUCAA